AUGGUUAACAUUGUCCUCGUCCACGGAGCCUUUGUCGACGGAUCAUCCUGGUCUCACGUCAUUCCCUACCUCCAUGCCGCCGGUCACUACGUCAUCGCCGUCCAGCAGCCCCUCACUUCCAUCGAAGACGACGUCGCCAAGGUCAAGGUCGCUCUUGGAACCAUCAAGUCAGGCCCCAUCGUCCUUGUCGGCCACUCCUUCGGAGGUCUCGUCAUCUCCGAAGCCGCCCACAACAACCCCAGCGUCUCUGCCCUCGUCUAUGUUGCUGCCUUUGGGUUCGAUCAAGGUGAGAGUGCUGGCGAACUUGGCAAGAACUACGCGCCCCUUCCUUCAGCCCAACAAUUUGUCGCCGACAGUGCUGGACGUCUCGCUCUCCCCCAGGAUCAGUUCUUGAAGUACUUUUGCCCCGAUGUCGAAGAAAAGGAGGCCAAGAUCGUGGCUGCUUCCCAAGGUCCUUGUGAUGCUGUCCGCUUUGGUUACGUCGCGGGGCCCCCUGCCUGGAAGGAACACCCUUCGUAUUACAUUGUUGCCGAGAACGAUCAAAUCAUCCCACCCGAUAUGCUGGAAUUCUUUGCUGAACGUAUGAAGCCCAAGAAGACCAUCAGGAUCCCCUCCUCCCAUGCCGUCCCUGUCUCCCACGCCAAGAAGGUUGCCGACCUCAUCCUUGAGGCUGCUGAGGCUGUUUCCAAGUAA
Messenger RNA from Linnemannia hyalina, 693 nucleotides. Lineage: Eukaryota; Fungi; Mortierellomycota; Mortierellomycetes; Mortierellales; Mortierellaceae. The record is from the annotation of a GenBank genome assembly.